AAUAAGCGUGUGCAGAUACUUUUAGUUUUUAAAGGACAAAGGACAUUGUUUUCAGUAUGAAGCAUGAAGUUGUAACAUGUGAUUUCAGCCAAUGAGAGGGAAAGGUUUGUGUAUUAAACAGAUUUCCCGAGAUCUUAGGAGAAAUAUUCUCUAAAUGUGUGUCCCCUGUGAGUGUUGUCUAAUUAAAGAGAUAUAAUGAAAUUCUAUCAAAAGUUUAAUUACUACAAAUCUUCACACCCUCACUUCCUCUUUCAUAUUCAUAAACACUGUGUCUCUUCACAUACAAAUAUACGCUCCAUGGCUGCACAGAAUAUUAAAGUAAGAGUCGAUUGCAGUGUUUGCAUUUGCAUUUUAGUGACACCGGUCAAGCUGUCUGAUCUAUGACAUUUGCAGUGAAAACAUAAACUCCCCACCGCACUGUCAGUGAUACGCAUGGUGGGCUACAUUCCUUGUAUGAAAAGCCAGUACAACGAGCACCGGCUGUCAGUUGACAUUCAGCCUUGAAGAAUCCUGUGGCCUGCACUGUUGCACCGCUACAGGAAACAAUCAGUGCUUUCUCCCGGUUGUAGGGAAUCUCUCUCACCUUCGGGGCCCUGCAUGCUGCCUGUUAACACCUGUGCGUAAGUGCUUUAAUUGGUUGCCUGGCCCUCUUGGUGCAGCUGCAGUGCAGUAUUAAUCCACUGGAUGGCAGUGUUUCCUCAUGGUUCACAUUGGCUCUGCCAUGGACUUCUGCAAACACACAAUCUCUGUAAUGUUGGGAGACACUGUGUCACCUCAGUACAACAUUGUUCAAUCAAGGUUUUAAUAAAAAUGGAUCCAUCUUGACUGUUACUGAUAAUGACAGCCCCUUUCUACUCACUCCUAUUUUCAAAAAUCGUUUUGUUACUUACUCUGGCAGCAUGACAAGGCCUGUGAUAAAGUCAAGAGAAACAGUGUGGGGCGUCCACAUUGCACAACAUGAUAAAAAACGAUACUGAUAUUCAGAAAUUCAAUUAGCAUGUUUGCCCUUUUAACGUUAGAAAACAUUCACUGUAACGCCCAUACUGUGGAGCCACGGUAAACACAGGCUUAAGGCUAUCAGUCGAGGUUGGCUGCUUUUACUUGCAGGUGCAAAAGUGCGCUACGAGCGGGACAUGUGGCGCGUCCUUUUCAGCGCCAGCAGGGGGGCUGUGACGCGCGCCACAGAGGUCACAUUUCACACCAAGACGGAGAUUAAAGCUGGAGAGAUGAGAAACUGGCUGGUCUUAUUGUAGCCUAUUGUAUGUGUGGGGCACUCAUUCUUGUUCAGCUUCUAGGUUAUAGAUAGAUUGAGAGAGAGAGAGAGAGAGAGCGAGAGAGAGAGAGAGACUUGAAGUGGAGAAGCACAGAUAGCCAGCCAAUCAGAAAUCCCCCCAGGCGUUUAAAUGGUGGGCAGUCUCUCUGGCUUUAAGAGCGACUUAUUUUACAACCUCCACACAUUCUCACGUCCUGACCUCCCACAGACAACUCACACAGAGCAGAGCGCUUGGAUGAGUAACAGCCCGGUUUGCCCGAGUCGACAUGGAUCUAUCCUGAGUGGCUUUUCUCUCCCUUUUCCUCCAUAUGAGCCGCUGCUGGAUGCUCCUCGCCCUCCCCCCGCCGCACUUGUUGCGCAGAGACUGGAUGCGCCGCUGAGUCCUUGGAGAGGAGAGGCAGGGACGGACUGCAACAGGUGCACACAGAGCAUCUCCGCCAAAGAGGCUGCACCGGAGGUAGGGAAAUUACGCAUCAUUUGGCAGUUUAAGGGUUGAAUAUUUGUUUGGAUAUUUUCACCAAACAACAGAUACUCUAUCCGUGGGGAUUUCAUUGAUGGAUGAUUUAGAUUCAUUAAUUAACUGUUUUUGAUUUUGUUUUUAUACUUUUUUUUUUUCUUCUUUGGCUUCAAGAUAAAACAAAACUUUAAAUGCUGAUUUGAAUCCUCGGUCGUGAUCAGCCCUCACCGCGCACACAGAGCCAGGAUGCCGGUCCUGACAAGCCCCGACAUCGCUAAUAAGUUUAAGGAGAAAUGGCUGGCGGUCUACCCGGAGGAUCAGGUCACCGGGUCCGACUCUGUCCCCCUUGACGACAGUCUCACCAGCCUCCACUGGCUCCAGAAUUUCUCCAUCCUCAGCGCGGAUCCGGAGCGACCCAACGGCGCUGGCCCGGGCUGCCCGUCCUCCCAGCAGCACCUCUUUCUCAAGCGGCUCGGCUUCCCCAAAGGAGGCACCGACUCUCCGUCCAGCCCUCCGGCCGGGGACACCGCCGCCACCGGGAUGCCGCUUUACCUCGGGAGCCCCGUUACCUCCGGCAGCGACUCCACCGCGGCACCGCGGUUCGCCAGUUGCGCUCAUCCCGCAUCCGGCUACCCACAGAUCCCCAUCCAGGCCAGCCCGCCGGUUGAGGUCGACUACAAAACCAACCCUAAAGUCAAACCGCCCUAUUCUUACGCCUCUCUCAUCUGCAUGGCCAUGCAGGCCAGCAAGCAGCCCAAAGUGACUCUGUCCACCAUCUAUAACUGGAUAACGGAGAAUUUCUGCUACUACAGACACGCGGAGCCCAGCUGGCAGAACUCGAUUCGUCACAACUUGUCCCUCAACAAGUGUUUCAAGAAGGUCCCCAGACAGAAAGACGAGCCGGGGAAAGGAGGCUUCUGGCAGAUUGAUCCUCAGUAUGCUGACAUGUUUGUCAAUGGCAUCUUUAAGCGCAGGAGGAUGUCUGCCAACCACUACAACAGCAGCAGCAGCAGCAGCAGCAGCAGCACACAUAGACAGAGCAAACUGGUUCAGGGUUAUCACAGCACCCAAAAUGGCUGCCCUUACCAAGAGGUGGGCGGCAAACGGAAGCACCUGCCCUCUAAAAUCAGCAACAAGGCGAUGAGGGUGACUGAGUCCCCUCUAUUAGCGACAGAAGCCCACAAAGCAGACAUCCUGAGGGGGGACUUUGACCUGGCGUCCGUGUUCGACGAUGUCCUCAGUGGGAACUGUAGCACCUUCGAGGACUUGGACAUCAACACUGCGCUAAGCUCCCUCGGCUGCGAGAUGGAGGUUUCCAUGCAGGGGAGGCAGCACUCGGCUGGACUCGGGAGGUGGUGUGGGGGAGGGGACCUCAUGGGUCAGAGCCAGCACCUGAGCCACCAUCAGUCCUACGGUUACAUGGACUUGAGCACUGCGUCACUGGAGUGCGCCGUCAACAUGGGAGAGCUGCAGGUGCCGCCGCCGCCGCAGCAGCAGCAUCCUCAGCAGCUGGACCAGGAUCAGCUGCUCCAGAGCCACCACCACCUGCAGCAGUUUGACGAGCCCUCCACGCUGUUCCCGGAGCGGCCUGAGGAGGCGAUGCUGCAGCCCUGGGAGGAGAUCAAAGAAGAGGCGCAGGCGAUUCCUCUUACGCUGGAUCAGGGCUUCGGCCUGUGCGAGGGCUUCUUCACAGAGAUGCAGCCAUGGGAGCGAGUGGAGGCCUACCUGUGACCUUUGACCCCAAACCUCGCAGACUUCUAAUAAUUUACACCUAAUGAUCUAAACAUCUCUGAUUGCUGGUCCGACUCCACAUUACCCCCAAAAGGAUAACACUGGCGACAGAGCUACAGCGCAGUAACUCCUGCAUUUCCUCCAAUCGUCCUGCAAUACGCUGCAGCUGUAACUUAUUUUUUGGAACAUUUACUUAUUUUUUUUGGUUAAAAAUAUAAACGCAAUCAUGUCAAACCUAUCUUGAACCUUGAGCUCCAAACCCAGCUGACAAAGAUGCCCUUAAUAAAAAGACAUCGAUCUGACUAUAAAUCUUGUUGGGUAACGUGAUUAGAGACUAUCUCUUGGCACAGAGCCCCAUUUCUUCCCGAGGAUGUCAGGUGAUUGACAGGAAGCGGUGUGUAACGUGAUGCAGAGCUGGUACAUCAGGCACAAUGAAAUGACAAAACAACAGAGUAACUUCAAUAAACCAAAUUAAAGUUUCAUGCAGACCGAGAAGGGUUAUCUCCCUCCGUCAAAUGGCUUCUUCACGAGGGAGAAACUGUGUGAACAAAAGAGGACAUCCUUUAUGUUGGAUUUUUUUUUUUUUUUUUAUAUAAGAGCUCAAAUACGAGGAGGUCGGUAAUAAGAGAAAUGUGUUCAAACGAGUGCUGAGGUGGCCCUGAACUGUUAAGCUACAGCGAUUUGUCCCCAGUGACAGAAGAAAACCCAACACCCCUCCCUCGAAGCACUCCCUACAAACAAGCACUGUCACAGUGGGUCUCAGAAGACAUACAGGAUACUAUUUUGCUACAUUAGCAUUUAACAUUUUUUUACUAACAUGCAGUGAAAUCAGCCAUUCAUCUCAACUGUGUACUAUGUCGUGUGCUGAGGAAAGACGAAGCUAUCAGAGCAGGACGGACACAAGAAAAACUUUAAAAUUCAUAGUCUGAGAUUAGAAAUCGGUCACUUAUGACUUUGUUAUAUAGUUGAUUUAAUAUAUAUUCACUAAAGUAUAUAGCGUGAAAGCUGGGCAGGAACAUUUGCCAUUUGUCUACAGUUAUGUAUUGCAAAGCAAAAAGAGGAGCCGACCUGAAAUUGAGUCAUGAAAUCGAACAUUAUGCACUUUGAUAGGCAGCAGUUUUAGGAAAGCGAAACAGCUUUUUUUUUUCAGGAUGUUUAGUUUUUAUUUUUUAUGGUAUUAAAAUGGUGUUUUCUGAAGUUUACUGACCAUAAUGAAAAUGAUGCAUAUAUGCUGUAAUUGUCCAUAUCAGUUUCUUUUUGAACAAUGAACUCGACACUGCAAUAAGUUUUAUUUGCUUAAAUAUACAAUUUUUUCUUUCCAAAUGUAUACAGAAGUACGUGGGCAUUUGUUGAUUAUAUUUCGCCAAAUCUGUUGAUAAGGAAUAUGCAGUUCAUCUGUGUUUCUGUGUUGAUUAAUACGAAGAGAGUUGCGCUUUUCUGUCACUGGGUGAUGGAUUUCUUUUUGUCCCUUAUUGAUUACUUUGGUGUAUGUCUUUCUUUUUCUUUUUUUUAUUUGUAUGGUUUGUUUUCGCAAAUCUGAAUUUCAACUCAUGUAUGAGAAUAAUAAGUGCUGGUUUGGGGUGACAAAUGAUGAGGUGAUACAAAUAUUCAACUCUUAAAAAGGCCAGAUUUUCUCAUUGUAUCAUAUUGAUCAAGUUUGAUACGGACUCUUUAAUCUUACCAUAUUAUUUUCAUUUGUACUUUUUUUAAGCUGUUUAAAAAUGCAAUCAUGCCUUGAUGCAAUAAAUGGUGUCAAUUAAAGAAAGAACAGUAACUCAAACACGUA
Seriola aureovittata is the source of this 5247-nucleotide messenger RNA. It is a transcript of the gene foxj1b, whose product is annotated as forkhead box J1b. The record is from RefSeq and is a predicted model, not a curated record. Lineage: Eukaryota; Metazoa; Chordata; Actinopteri; Carangiformes; Carangidae. The transcript has 2 exons. Bases 1977 to 3461 code for a protein of 494 amino acids. Gene Ontology annotation, molecular function: DNA-binding transcription factor activity; sequence-specific DNA binding. Gene Ontology annotation, biological process: regulation of DNA-templated transcription.